This is a messenger RNA of Xenopus tropicalis (tropical clawed frog), 2700 nucleotides long. RefSeq names its product glutamyl-tRNA(Gln) amidotransferase, subunit B (gene gatb). Gene Ontology annotation, molecular function: ligase activity; catalytic activity; carbon-nitrogen ligase activity, with glutamine as amido-N-donor. Gene Ontology annotation, biological process: mitochondrial translation; glutaminyl-tRNAGln biosynthesis via transamidation. The transcript is spliced from 13 exons. NCBI's taxonomy places the organism in Eukaryota, Metazoa, Chordata, Amphibia, Anura, Pipidae. Gene Ontology annotation, cellular component: glutamyl-tRNA(Gln) amidotransferase complex; mitochondrion. The record is from RefSeq and is a predicted model, not a curated record. Bases 146 to 1693 code for a protein of 515 amino acids.
UAGCGUCACUACGCUCGCUAGUCGUGGCGUAACUGUGACAGUCUCGCGAGACUGUGACGAGACUCUGAGGUGCCCUGAAAGUCUGGAGCUGGACAAAUGACAUUGCGGGACUUUUAAACAGCGAGUUGGGAUUGUGGGCUGUGUAAUGAAAAUCGGCAAUCUCCCGCAGAAAGCGGGGCUGUUGGGCGCUAUGCGAGUGGUCCGUUGGGUAGGUGUUGUUGGUCUGGAAAUUCAUGCACAGAUUAAUUCGGAGUCAAAACUAUUUUCAAGCUCAAGAGUUCAGUUUGCUGCUCCACCUAACUCUACCGUUUCAUUUUUUGAUGCUUCAUUACCUGGAACACUUCCAGUAAUUAACAGAAGAUGUAUUGAAGCUGCUGUAAUGACCGGCUUGGCAUUAAACUGUUCAAUAAAUAAAAAAUCUUUGUUUGAUCGAAAGCACUACUUCUACGCAGAUCUUCCAGCUGGUUAUCAAAUUACCCAACAAAGGCUUCCAGUUGCAGUAAAUGGAACUCUGACAUAUCGCCAUCAAGUAGGAGCAAAAUGGAAUCAAAUGUUAACUAAAUGUGUGAGGAUCAAACAGGUCCAGCUAGAACAGGACAGCGGAAAGAGUCUUCAUGAUGAGAUCAGGCGACAAACCCUUGUUGACUUAAACCGAGCUGGAGUGGGACUAAUGGAGAUUGUCAUGGAACCUGAUAUGAGCUGCGGAGAAGAGGCAGCUGCUGCAGUUCGAGAACUUCAACUUAUCUUGCAAGCACUAGGAACAUGCAAUGCAAACAUGUCAGAGGGUCAGAUGAGAGUUGAUGCAAACAUUUCAGUACAUCGACCCGGGGAGCCAUAUGGAGUGAGGACCGAGGUUAAAAACAUUAAUAGCGCACGAUUUUUAGCAAAAGCCAUUGAUUAUGAAAUUCAGAGGCAGGUUGAUGUUCUCGAAAAUGGGGGAACAAAUUUGAAUGAAACAAGAGCAUUCGAUUACAAACUUGGGGCCACAAUACCUAUGCGGGAUAAAGAAGGAAAGCAAGAUUACCGGUUUAUGCCAGAGCCGAAUCUUCCUCCACUGGUCCUUUAUGAUUCAAACUCCUUGCCAGCUAAUGCAGACCCAGAUCAAAUUAUUAAUAUUGAUUUGAUCAGGAAAAAUCAACCAGAGCUCCCUAGUGUUAUCAGAGAAAGGCUUGUUGAACAAUAUGGGAUAUUACCAGAACAGAGUUUUAUUCUAGUGAAUGAGGAAGGUUUACAAGAAUAUUUUCAAACUGUAGUACGAAUGACCAAUGUUGACCCUAAGAAGAUAAUUGGAUGGCUGAUUAAUGAUUUACUUGGGCACCUAAGACAGCAGAACCUUACCAUCAAACAGAGUCCUGUCAGUCCAGUUGCAUUAGCAGAACUUCUGACUCUGUUAGAUAACGGGUCUAUUUCCUCUUCAGCCGCCAAACAGGUGUUCCAAGAACUUUGUAAAGGAGGAGAAAAGACUCCAGCAGAGAUUAUUAAGGAAAAGAAUCUAGGGCUUCUGAAGGACAGAAUGCAGUUAGAGGAGAUUUGCCAAAGAAUUCUUAACGGGCACCAAAAGGAGGUUGCUGAAAUAAGACAAGGAAACCAUAAAAUUAUGAACAAACUAAUUGGCUUAGUCCAAAAGGCAACCAAAGGACGUGCUGAUCCAGUUCUAGUGAAGUCCAUACUGGAAGAAAAAGUGUUGUCAUAGUUUUCCUGUGAAGAUUUAAUUAUCCCAAAUGAAGACUUCUGACAUAUUACUUUUCUGGUUACUAUGUAAGCCGACAUGCACAAAUCAGUGCAAGAAAUAGCAAAAACCAUAGAUGUUUUGUCAUUAUAACAAUAGGCAGAGUAUGUGUCCAUUGCAAGCCCUUCCUUCUUAUUCUUUUAAUGUUGUACACAGAACACAGGUGCAUAUUGACACCCACCCCCCCACACCUUUCAUUUACUGACUGGCCAGCUGGGAAGUGGAUAAGGUUAGUACUGAAAGUAAACAGUGCAUUAGAACAACAUAAUGCUUGUGGUCUGUGAUUCAGAAUGAACACCUAAGGCUAAGGGCACACGGGGCUGAUUCUCAGCCUGCCUAUAAGAGAUGGGGGUGGGGGGUUCUAAGCAUGUACCUGUUCUGCCACCUAGAACUAAUCUGGACCCUUGUCCCCCAACUGACUGCACAUUGUUUUCUAAACCCACCCAAACGCGCUGGUGGUGGCCGACUAAGGCACCCUGUGUGGCCAUAGCCCAAGACAUAGAGGAAAAAUCAUUGUACAUUGUGCAGAGCAGAGGGAUACAUUUUCUUUAUUUGCCAUUAUGCCUGCUAUAAUACAUUAUGUAUGUUCUUAGGGCAACACAUAUAUUCUGUAUAAAAGACUGAUUUAAUUAGACGUAUUUUGUGUCCUCUGGCGCUAACAAUGGCAAUCCCUUCAGGAAUGAAUGUAUGAGAGUGUCCAUUUUCAUUUUUUCUCCUAAAGUCCACGAGUAAAACGUUUUCAGGCUACUCAUAACCUGUGUUAGAAUAUAUUAUGUAAUAUAAUGGAGAUUGUUACUGAGGAAAGCUUCUCUGUAUUUUACUGAAUGUACUUUUUUUUUCCCUUGCAUAUUGGUAGCUGGGGCCCCAAGAACCCGUCCAUAUGCUGCCCUUAUAAGCGCUUUAAUGUAACUGCUGAUGUGAAAACACAACUCAUUUGGCCUCAGUUAUAUUAAAAAUGUUAAGAAGCUGGA